AUGUGGUUCUCCAAGGCCCGGCGAGUUUUUCGCCUUUCGGUGUGCCGGCGGUCUUCAGCGUUCCUCGAACUCUACGGCCGGGCGCGUUCGACAGAAGUGGCUGAGGCACCGCCAGCACCGCAACCAUCGUGCAGCACUGCGCCUGCCGAUGAGGGGUGGGAAAGGUGCCAGGCGCUGCUGCAGCGCUUUCAGUCGCAUAUGUACAUCCACCCAGGUCGCGUGCCAGUGCAGCUUUGCAGAGAGACACUGACGGGCAUCGAACAGCUGCUCGCGUCAUCGCCGGCGCGCUGCUCCACCGCAGCUCGUAGACUCUGGAGGGACGCGCUGGCACUGCAUUCGUACUUGCCGAAGCAUGACGUUAAGGCGGCGGCCGACGCCGCAAGCGUGCUGCUUUUUUUCGACCAAGCCCACCUUGGCUGCCGUGUCUGCUCGCAGGCUGCUAGCCAUCCCCAGUUCCUUCAAGCACUCCGCAGCGAGACGGAGCUUGCGCACUGCCUGCGUCUUCUCAGCGUGCAUUCCAUGUGCGCAUGCGACUCGCAUGCGGGUUUCUCCGCCCACUGGGCGGCCGUCCUCGCUGACUCCCUGGACGAGGCGAAGCGUGUCAUCGCCGCGGCGGAUAAGUCGAAGCGGGCACCCAUGGCACGGGCAAUGGAGGUGCUGGCAUGGUCGCUAGACUGGCUGCAUCACCACAGUGGAACGCCAGACAGGGACGCGCUUAAGGCGCUGAAAACGAAGCUUCCUCAGUGGCUUCCGUUUCUCUUUGACGAGUUUGACGCCGCCGCCGCGCAAUCGUCGCUGGAGUCUCUGGCGCUUUUGCCGCCGCGUUGGCUGCUCACGAUGGCCACACACACGGAGAGCGACAGCGACGCGGCGACUCUAGAAAGGCUGCUGCGCCACGCGUUGGGCAAAGAGGAGCAGUGCCACGGCUACGCCGUGUUUCAGCUCUCCUCUCGCGUCGCCAGCGUCCUCGUGCGUCGCUUCCCCCACCACCCGAGCGCCGCUCAUGCGGUUGCUGCGCUUGGCACAGCCUUGCAGUGCUCGUCACUGAUCCCGUACGGCACAACGCGAGAGGGCUUCGACAAGACCCUUGGAGUGCUUACCUGCAUGUCUGGGGCGCAGCCUUAUUUUGCCAUGCAAGAGCUGCUGCGCAGCCACUCGGCUGAGACGGCGGCAAAAAUACAAGAACAGUACGGCGACCGACUCACUGGAAAUGCUGACCUCAACUGGAGCACCGCCCUCGCCUUCACGAUGCGGCAGGUGGAGGCGGCCGACCCUCACUGGCGUGUGUAUCUCCCAGAGACCCUCCGGCUUCUCAGCGAUGCUGGCAAAUUGAAGCAGUUUUGGAGUCUCCUGCAAGAGUACAACGCAGCGGAUGCAACCGCCAACAUCUCUGUGGCGGCGUCGCUAAGCUGCGCGAUGCAGCUUAGUGGGAGAUGGUGGCACGCGAUGGAGGUGUUGGACCUGCUUGCCGGCGCGCUACCGCCCCGGGACGCCACUGAAGAUCAGUUGAUGACGACUGCGUGCGCCGAGACACUGCGGGCGCUGCUGCAGGCGAAACGGUGGCAAGAGGCGCUGCGUGUGUUCCUGCUGGUGGGUGAUGCUCUUCAGCCGACGGAAUCGGCCGUCGUCUCCAGGCUGCUCACGUCGAUGCCGAUGUCUGCCCCUUGGAGAGCGGCCCUGGCUGUAGCGGCAGAGAGGGGACUGGCUUCCGACACCACUCGGAUCAUUCUGCGCUGUUUGCAUGCCGGCGCGUCGGCAGCCUUCCUGUCACACUCUCACCAACAGAAGAUGGCUGCCCCCAUCUUUGCUCAUCACGGUCGGUGGGAUCUUGCGCGCACCCUUGUUGAGCAGCGUCCCACCGACGUGUCACUGUGGCGUGCCCUGGUGCAGGCAAUGGAGCACUGCGCGGAUGCUGUGGAUGAGCCGACGGCGGCCACCGUCUUCUCUGCGCCGCUUCCGAAAGGCUACUGGGAUGACGUGUCGUUUGUGAACGCGUUCGCGCGUCUCUGCGUGCAGCGAGGCUGGCUAUCUCUCCUUUCGUCGCAUCUGUCCUGCCUUCUUGCACAACGAGUCUCCUCUGUGAUGCCGCUGUCGCGCCUUUGCGUGGAGUACGAACACCUCCUCCGCUUCCUCCAGUCGAAUCGCUUGCCGCCAGCUCGGUUUGUCUUUACAGACUCGUACGUUGUCCACCAGUUCAUGUCGUGUGUGACGAGCCGACGCGUGUCUGUAGUGGCGAAGCUACCAGCGGCGUCUGCGAGCACUAAGCGGCAAGCCUCUGCCCACCUGCGCGUCCCUUACGAGAACCUGAGUGCGCCGCGCCUAGACGGCGACGGCACUGCAACCGUGCGGGCCACGUCCGCUCCUGCCACCACGUGCCUCAAGGAGCAUUGCGUUUUCAGCAGUGCCAGCGGUCUUAUCGUCGGCUACAAAGUGCCUGCAUCCGCUCUCUUUGCGUCUGCGAGUGGACUCCUAAAGGUUCUGGGCAACAACGGAGUCUACUGUCUCGCAUAUCACAUGUCAGUCGCGAGCAGUGGCCUCUUUCUGCUCUAUCCCGCCUCUGCCAGUCUCACGUGGUACUCCGUCAAGCUGCGCGUGUGCCUAUGGGUGGCCGUGGUGCCGGCAGCGCCAUACGUGCCGUUGUUAGCAACAUCGUUUUUCGGCCGCUAUGCGAUGAGGUGGCGUAGCGGGGAGGGCGAUCGCCACGAGGUGGAGGCUCUCUUGGUUGCUGCGAAUGGGCGAGAGGCGCCACGCGCUUGGCGUUCUCUCAAGAUGGAUCUGAACGCGGAGGGCUGGGGACCGGUGGAACCCGAGGCAGGAGUCGGGGAUAUGUAUCACAUCCUGGAGCUCCAGGUCUCACGCUGCGCGCCCACCAAUGAGGGCGAUGCGAUACUAGCAGACGUGGGGGUGUUUGCGUGUCGCGAGCGUUCACUGAAACCCCUGAGCGCGGACGCUAUCGAGGCGGCGGAGUGGGGCUUGUGA
This is a messenger RNA of Leishmania mexicana MHOM/GT/2001/U1103, 2979 nucleotides long. RefSeq lists its product as hypothetical. Bases 1 to 2979 code for a protein of 992 amino acids. NCBI's taxonomy places the organism in Eukaryota, Euglenozoa, Kinetoplastea, Trypanosomatida, Trypanosomatidae. The transcript has a single exon. The record is from RefSeq and is a predicted model, not a curated record.